UCGCCAGCCCCAGCAGUUCACUUGUUUGUCAGCUGUCAGGGGCGAAAGGAGUAAGGGGAGAGACAGCUGCUGUCCAGCUCUUCCGAAGGUUUCUGUUCGUUUUUUAUUUUCGUUUUUUUCCCGUCUCAUAGUUGUGUGUUACGCGUAUGAUAAACAAAAGGAUAAUCAAGCCGAAGAGAACGAAGCGAACGAGUCGGUGCAUUCGGCGACGUUAACCAUGCGCAGCAACUUUAUGGUGAAGAGUUCGAAUGAAGUGACAUUAUUAGAUAAAAAAGAUACAUGUUGGGCCGCGGAGUGAAGCGCAAGCUGAGUGACUACGAGGAGCCGGCGGCGGUGACGGGGACGGUGGCGGGGGCGGUGACGGCCGGCGGGGCGGAGUCCCCGGCCCCGGACCUGCCCUACACGCAGCAGCGGCAGCUGGUGCUGAACCUGUGCCUGAACAAGCUGCAGAGCUGCCACACGCGGGCGGAGCCCAGCCUGCACCGCGCCGUGCUGCUGGCCAACACGCUGCGGCAGAUCCAGGAGGAGAUGCGUCAGGAAGGGGGGGAGCCGCCCGUCGCGCCCGCCCCCUCACCCCCGCCCCACGCCGCCACGCCCCUGCACGCCCCCGAGCUGCCGCCCGUGCCGGCGGGCUGCCCCGCAGAACUGCAAGCGGAGGGGGCCGCAGAGGGAGGGGGCGGGGCCCCUGCCUGCCCGGGGUGCGCCAGGGGCGAAGGGCCGCGCCCCUCCUCACCCCCGGACGAUAUCCGGUCCCUGGACUCGCUCUUCGGCUCCUUCGAGAUCACUAACUCCACCAGCUAUCUCACGGACCUGGCUUUCGAUGACAUAUUCGAGGACAUCGACACUUCCAUGUACGACUCGUCCGACUUCUCCGUCUUGGCCUUCCCCCCGCCCCGGGCCGUUGGAGCCGCCGCCUCUGCGGACGACGGCCUCAAGUCCUUCUCCAGCUGCACCUCCUCGGCCAGCAGCCUGCAGCUGUGUCUGACGGACCUGAACGAUCUGGACCACAUCAUGGAGAUCCUGGUGGGGUCCUGAGCCACCUGGGCCACACUGUGGAUCCCAGAACCUAGUGCAGUCCCGACAGCCUCCCACUCUGCCCUCACACUAGUUUCACUGUCACACCUGUUCUUGGGGUGGGUAUAAUUGUUUUUAAACAGUAUUUAUUUUUAUACAAAAUACGCAAUAUAUUUAUACGAAAAGACAGACAUGCCUGAAGCGUACCUACUGUAGAAAAAAAAAUGCACGUUUGUUUGGAGACUCUGUGCAAUCUUUCUUACUUGUAUGAAAUGAGCUUGAACUCUCAAGGAGUGCAACAAUGACAUGAAAGUAAUAUCAUUAAUGGAUAUUUUACUGAACCUUCAAUUGUGUUUUACCGAGCUCCAGAUGCAGCUCCUCCAUUAAAUGAAUCAAAACGAGACAAAACUAGGCAACAACUUUAGGUUUUUCAAAUCAGAGUGACUUAUUUUUGUAAAGCGAUUUUUAAAUAAGUAUUUCUACAGCAUGGUGUCUUUUAACAGAUUUGAGCUUGUGGUGAAAUGGAUGGUUAUUGGCUCAUUAGACGGAUGAGACUUGCUCUACCUCUUCUUGGUCUGCCGUGAACACUCUUUGUUCUGGCAGCCGAAAGCUUUGGGUCUUUAUACAAACGCUGUCAUAUUCAGCGCUAACAGUUUAGCGGUCUUUGUUUCGUCUUUCCUGUUUUACGCUCAUUGAAGUGAUUGUCAGAAAUUCCAGCUAGCAGUGUUUGUCUGCAUGCAGGCAGUAUAAGCACAGCACAGUGAGAUUUUAGCCCAGGAGAUUGUUGGAAGGUCUAUAGUGCCCAUCCCAAGGGCAGUUUCAUCUAUAUUGGUAAAGCCCCUUCUCUCUCAGAACAAAACUAUGCCUGUGUGGUGGUGGAUGAGAGUUAUGAAUGUUAACAGAACUACAUCCUAUGCACUCACACAUGAAUACAGUUGUAUGUAGAGGAAUCUGUCUGCCUGAAUUUAUAAUUUUGUUAUUCUGGUUCUUAAAGAAGUCAUUGUUCCAGAUACUCAGCGCUGUAAUGACAUGUUUCCUCCCAGUCCUCAAUCACCUCUCACCUAAACCCUUCUGAGACUUUGGAAGCAGCUUCGGAAAGCUAUGAAAGAGAUUUCAGUGAGGUACUGGCGGUAUUCAUCUGAAUUCUGCAUCGUGUUUAUAGAGCGUUUGUGUUGUCGAGGUGUUAAAAAUAGGACUUGUUUAAAAACGGGCCAGCUCACUUACACAUAUUUAGAUCUGUGACUCGUCGGCAUGCGUUUAUGACCACAGUUGCUUUCACGUAAUCCCUAUGAAGGGAAACAACACCAAACUACUCUCAUUUUUUCUGCUGCUCUCCCACUCUGUUACCCCGGCACUUCAGAGCAGCACGGUUAUAACAGACGCAACGUCCCGCGAUUCGGCAGGCCGUGGUCAUUGGAGAAGACGGGGAGAGGCGGAGGGAGAAGGCCACUCUUGCUGUUGUCUAGUUGACGUAUUUGCUUGUAGAAAUGACGAUCCUCUUUACUAUUCAGACUCCAACCAGCCAAUGGGGCUCGUUAGCUUAGAAAAACCAGUUGAAGCAGCUAGGUGACAUUUCUGUCCUCAGAAAGGCACUUGCAUACCUGUUUUUGAUUUUAGCAGAUUCCAUGCGGCUUGUCUUUCAACAAGAUACAGAAUCACUAAAAGAACCCCUUUACACUAAAAGAACGUAUCUGUCAUUCAUUUACUCUUUAAGGUCAUUGUAGGUUCUCUACUUCACAGCUGACCUAAUUGUGAGCAAAUUCAGGUAGACAAAGGCAGAUGUUUCUAGGAUGCUUUCAUGGCUUGAUUUUAGUGCCCAAGAAUGGCUGAAGGAAUUGGGAGAACAGGCUGGACACCACAAAGAUGGUGGUGCCUAACAAAGUACUGAGAGCUCUGGCACACUCACUCUACCCCCCAACUUACCACAGCAGACCCACCCAUCCACUCUUUUUCUAUGCAGGAAUUACAGUUCUGCAUUUAAAUUGGGCCACGGUUUUUUGAUUGAGUGUUUUCACUACAGAUAGUGUUGUUAAAGACGGAAUACUGUAAACACAAAAAAAGUUUCAGACAUUUUCAUAUCCACAUUCUGUUGUCCUAUUACGGAGAAUUUUGGUGAA
This is a messenger RNA of Megalops cyprinoides (Indo-Pacific tarpon), 3131 nucleotides long. Its product is annotated as SERTA domain-containing protein 2-like. The coding region runs from base 280 to 1035 and encodes 251 amino acids. Gene Ontology annotation, cellular component: nucleus. The transcript is spliced from 2 exons. Gene Ontology annotation, molecular function: transcription regulator activity. Lineage: Eukaryota; Metazoa; Chordata; Actinopteri; Elopiformes; Megalopidae. The record is from RefSeq and is a predicted model, not a curated record.